Dromaius novaehollandiae (emu) is the source of this 810-nucleotide messenger RNA. It is a transcript of the gene C1H13orf42, whose product is annotated as chromosome 1 C13orf42 homolog. Lineage: Eukaryota; Metazoa; Chordata; Aves; Casuariiformes; Dromaiidae. The record is from RefSeq and is a predicted model, not a curated record. The coding region runs from base 1 to 810 and encodes 269 amino acids. The transcript has 3 exons.
AUGUUCAAAAAGAUCCAUUCUAUAUUUCACCCCAGUUCCCACCGAAGAAAGGUGACAGACAACAUCCCUUACUGUGAUGGCACGGGUUCUGCAGUGAGACUGAUCCGCAGCACUUCUAUGUAUGUUCUUGGUGGUGAGCAGGAGAAAGUUAGUGAACCACUGAAAAAAUGCAAAAGUACAAGCAGCAUCGACUCCUGUGCUUACUUCCAGCCAAAAGAGGAAGACAGGGCCUGGAUGUACUCCAAGACUCAGGACUUCCUGAAGUACCUACAGGAUCUUUUAGCCUUGAGGAAAAAAUAUCUUGACAGUAUCAAUAACUUAAAAUCCAUGCAUAUGGCUGCAGAUUCCCCAGUGUCCACAAAAUCAUCUAAAAGUGGAAAAAAGUCAUUACCUCCUCUUCCUUCCAAAGAGUCUCCUAAGGCAUCUAUGGAAAGAAAAGUCCCACAGUCCAGUUCAGAUGUGAGAGAAGCUAUAGCUUUCUUCGACUCAGUUAUUGCAGACCUGGACUCAGAGAGAUGGCGGAGAGUUCCUGACAUGGAUCUGCCAAAUGUGGAUGUUGAUUUUGAUGUUGCUACCAGCACAAGUGAACACAGUUUACAUUCAAACUGGAUCCUUCGUGCUCCCCGGAAAUACUCACAAGAUACUGCCCAAAUGGCAAAGGCUUCAAGCCAAUCUCAAGGAAACAUCCAGCGGAGAACCACUGGCUCUAGAAAGAGAUUGGAAAGACAUCCCAUAUACUUGCCCAAAGCUGUGGAAGGGGCAUAUAACACUUUAAAAUUUAAGCCCAAAACACAUAAGAAAGAAUUUUGA